GGCGCUGUGGUCUCUAUUCCAAACACUGCGCCAGAAACACCGUUAUAUAUUUUGUUUUUUCACUUUACAGUUGAAGACUUUUUUAAUUACCACAGCAACAUGCAUGGAUUACGCUUUGCUCGGUUGAGAUAUCUGAACAGGGAGUCCACAUGCGUUUUUGCCUGUUUGAAUGACUCAUGCUUCCUUUACUUAAAAGGUCUGUUUUGGUGAACAGGUCUAGCCCACUUGGGGUUUUUGUUUUGUUUUUUUUGAUUGAAUGCGCUCUUUUCCCACACACUAAAGUGAAUUCCUCUGCGCGCAAAUGAGACACUGAACGUGUUGUUGAACCACAGCAACACAUCGGAAAGUUCUGUGCUUUGGAUUUGGACUUGUUAUCAGCGCUGUUAUGGACGGACACUGGAUCAGUAUCUGCGCCUUCACGCUCACCACAAUUUUCCUUCAAGACUUAGCAGCUCUGAACCUGAGGAACGAGCUGUUGGGAAAGUGUGUGCAGGUGCAGGAUGGAGAAGCCAAUGAAAAGGUGACUUUGGAGGAGUGUAAACCAGGCUCACUCUUUCAGGAAUGGCAGUGGAACCCUGAGACACGCUUCUUGAUGAACCCACACACAGGAAAAUGCUUGACAGCUCUCAAAAUCCAAGAUCAGGGAACUGUGGGCCCCUUAGCAUGCAGAGCUGAAGAUGAUGAGACUCAGGCUUGGAGUUGCUCAAAAAAAGGCCACCUCACAUUGUACGGCAAGGGCUUCCAUUUGAGUGUGCGCUAUGACUCGUCCGAUAUUUUUCUUUCCACCGAGCGAGGGAAGAAUGCCAAGUGGAAAACACUGAAUAAGCGAAUGCCAUGUGAGGAGCCACCGAAUGAGCCUGAGAAGAUAGAACCAAAAAUUAUUGCUAAAAUUCACCUGUGGCAGCCUCAAGUAAAUGUGGACCUUGAUGCACCGAAACCCACUCAGUCAAACAGCAGCACUGAUGAUGGGGAAUCUGGUGCAUUUGGGAACCCUCUCACCAUAGAGCAUGGAAUGGAAUGGAAGGUGACCAUGCUGGUACUGAGCUCUCUUGCCCUCAUUAUUGGGACGGUCAUCCUUUUCCUGAACAUCUAUCAAAAUAGGCGAAAGAAGACUGUUGUGGUUCUUAAGUCAUACACAUCUAUUGGCGAAACCAGUCUACCUGGCUCCCCAGUUUCCAGCGAAAGAUCUCCUCUGACCAAACAUCCCAUGAAACCUCCCCGGUCUCCGUCCAUUCAGCGCGGGGAGAUCCUGGUUGAAUGGAAGGAUGGCACUGUUACGCCACUAUUCGACACCUACCAAACCUCCUAAAGAGCCAGAUUGGUGCCUUACUGCAACACAAAUGCUGCCAUACAGUACUCCUACUUCUGUUAUAUGAAACCUCAUCUGCCGCUUUUGACACUAAUGCAUUGUGCUACACUUAAGCAUGUAGUGUUUUUCUCUUUUUUAUGUAGCCACUGCACUAUUUAUUCUUUCAUGCAUAGUUUUAUUUGACUGCAGAAUGCACGAAUUAUGGCACAGAAAUUGUAAACAAUCAUAACGACUGGCCUCGUCACUUAGAAAAAGUGUUGCCCCUCAUCCUCCUUCCCAAGAUGGUAGAAUCAGUAUCAGUUGAUGUUUGGGUGGAGGUGCGUAUGAACCCGUGUGACCUGUGUGUGUUUGUGUGUGUGAGAAAAAGUGUGCGGAUUUGCAGAUCACAAGAGAACAGGUUGAGCUACAGUAUAAUUAGGCAGCAUUUCAGGGAAAUCAACAAAACUGUCACGAGACAGUGUUUCCAUGAAAGACUUCAUGUCUAGGAACAAAGUGUAAGAUUUUGUGAUGCUACAUGCUUUGACUGUGCCAGAAAAUGGAAACAGAUUGUUAACAGUUACUUUAAAAAAAACAACAACAACGUAUGUCAUGUGCAGUGUGUCCAUGAGGGUGCUUGUGUACUUGUGUACAUGAAUGUGUCCAUGUACUCAAGUACACAAGAAUGUGUGUCCAUGUACACAAGUCUGAGCACAACCUGAAGCAUAAUUUACUAAUCAACAGUGACAAUUUAGGGUUAAUGCAAUGAGUUACAUUCCUGCAGGUGCUCAUACCUGCGCUAGUCCCAACCUGCCAUAUUAGAAGCAAGCUCAUCUGUCUCAAUUAUAAAUUAAACCUGGGUGGUGUAGCCACUCUGUUCAGGCAUUAGCAUGUAGCCCUUUUGUUAGUGUGAGAAGCCUAUAAUUUAUUUACCAGCAAAUCAAAGCAAUAACCAAUAUCUCAUAUAUUUUAGAAUGUAUCCAUCCAUCCAUGCAUUUUCUGUACCGCUUAUCCUUCAGGGUUGCGGGGAACCUGGAGCAUAUCCCAGAGAGCAUGGGGCACAAGGUGGGGUACACCCUGGGUAGGGUCCCAGUCCAUCGCAGGGCACAAUCACAUACACAUUCACACAUCCAUUCGUACACUACUGACAUUUUGGACAUGCCAAUCAGCAUACCAUGCAUGUCCAUGCAUGGGGGAGGAAACUGGAGUACCCAGAGGAAGCCCCUGCAGCACGGGGAGAACGUGCAAGCUUCACACACACAGGGCUGUGGCUGGAAUUUGAACCCCCAACCCUGGAGGUGUGAGGUGAACGUGCUAACCACUAAGCCACCGUGCACCCAUGUUUUAGAAUGUAAUAAAUAUUAAUGAUAGGCCUCCAUGUCAGCUAUAUUUUUAUUAGCGUGUAUUAUCUCCAACAAUCUCACUAUAUUAGACAUGUUCUUGCUUGACUGCUGUUCAAGCAUCCUUUUUUUAUCUUAAAAAAAUACAUUCAAUCCGUAAUAUGUUAUUGUAGCCUUUUUAUGCCUUUUUCCUCCUCUCUUAUACCAAUCUUCGUACAUACAUACAGACCUUUCCAUCGAAAUACAUGAUUACAGCCUUGUCUUUGGAGGCCAAUUUGAAAAGUUAUAGCUAAUUUUAAUUUGGAUUUUCAUCAAUAUGUAUUUUUACUUGCUCUGUAAAAUUCUUAGAAAGACAUUAAGCGGUUGAAUCAUUUGAUCAAAACUAGUACUAAUAUUGAGUUUUAGCGUUAUAGGAAAAAGGGCAUAAGUGCUGCUAUGUUUUAAUCUUAACUACUUUCCUUGAAAACAAAAUAAUGAAUGUUUUCAGAGUGCAGGAUAAGAUUUUGCCUGAUUAUUUAUGCACUCCACCUUCCUCACUCUGUGAGCAAUCCACACAUAAUCCAGUGCUUCUGAAAAGAUGCUUAUUUUCAAUGAGAACAGACCAUCACCUCACCUGGCCUGGUUUUAUUUAUAGGCAUGUAUUUAUAGUAAAGGUAUUUAUCUAAUUCUAUCUAAUUUCACGUAACUCUGUCUGUUUAUCUAGUUCCUUCAUUACAGCACAGUUGCUUAAUCAUUAUUAUAUUGAACUGUGGUUGGAAGCAGCUGGGCUUUCAGAAAACGUGAUUCAUUUUUCAAGUGGCUUUAAUAUAUAAUUGCCAUGAAACUUAUAGGAUAGACAGCUAACAGACAGUUUUGAUCCUCUAGAGAUUAUGAGUACGAUUGAGAUAAAAGAUAAGAUAAAAAAACUACAGUGGUGCUUGAAAGUUUGUUAACCCUUUAGAAUUGUCUAUAUUUCUGUAUAAAUAUGACCUAAAACAUCGUCAGAUUUUCACACAAGCCCUAAAAGUAGAUAAAUAGAACCCAGUUAAUCAAAUGAGACAAAAAUAUUAUACUAGUUCAUUAUACUUGUUCAUUUAUUUAUUGAGGAAAAUGAUACGAUAUGACAUAUCUGUGAGUGGCAAAAGGAUGUGAACUUUUGCAUUCAGUAUCUGGUGUGACCCCCUUGUAACUGCAACUAAAUGUUUCCGAUAACUGUUGAUCAGUCCUGCACAUCGGCUUGGAGGAAUUUUAGCCCAUUCCAUUUAGUUGCUUGGAAGUUACUCUGGGUUCCUUUGUGACCUUGUGGACUAUUAUAUGUCUUGCUCUUGGAGUGAUCUUUGUGGUUGAUCACUCCUGGUGAGGAUAACACUUUCCUCCAUUUGUACACAAUCUAUCUGACUGUGGAUUGGUGGAGUCUAAACUCUUUAAAAAUGUUUUUGUAACUUUUCCAGUCUGAUGAGCCUCAACAGCUCUUUUUCUGAGGUCCUCAGAAAUCUCCUUUGUUCAUGUCAUGAUACACUUCAGACUUCAGAUCCCUGUUCCUUAAAUAAAACAGCAUGCUCACUCACACCUGAUUGUCAUCACACUGAUUGAAAACACCUGACUCAAAUUUCACCUUCAAAUUAAACUGCUAAUCCUAGAGGUUCACAUACUUUUGACACUCAUAGAUAUGUAAUAUUUCAUCAUUUUCCUCAAUGAAUAAAUGACCAAGUAUAAUAUUUUUUGUUUAAUUGUAUUCUCUUUGUCUAGUUUUAGGACUUUGUGAAAAUCUGAUGAUGUUUUAGGUCAUUUAUGCAGAUAUAUAAACAAUUCAGAAACUUUCAAGCACCACUGUACAUAAAUGAUAGUUUACUUGUGAUUUGUUUGUAAUUUUUAACCCUGAUUUGAUCUUGAUAUAUGUAUCUGUAUGUUUGAGAGCUUUGCUAUGAAUAAAGUUGGACUAAUGAAAUGACAGAAUGAAAGCUCUGCAGAUGUUUGUGGUCUGUUUGUUUACUGUUUCCAAGAGCUUUCUGGAAUUAGACAGUGGCGUGUUAAGACCAGUCUCUUCCAUUCCAGAGUGGAAUCCCAGCUCCAUGUGUUAAAUUCAUAUAGAACAUAACAGGAUUGAAGUAGGAAAGAGGCAUGUAAAGACACACCUGUAGCUUGCAGUCAGGGAAUGUCUUGAUGUUUGCAAGUCUGAACAAAGACCCAGAUUUCUGAGUGAGAUCAGUUGCAAACGUUCGUGCGAGAAGAGUUUCCUUUACAAACCUGUUUUGCUACUAUUUAUUUUUUUGCAGUACUGCUCUAUUAAAUUUAAAAAAAGACACAAACAGCUUCACAAGCUAUAGGGAUUAUACAAAAUGGGACAGGGAUUUGACAAAAUGAAACAAAAUUACAAAGUUUACUUUACUCUUGGUUUUCAAAUUUUUAUAGUAUUACAGCGCAAAGAAACUGGCAAUCACAGUGACUUACACUGUCAGUGUAAACAUCAUUUGCUGGCUAAUAACCUAAAACUAAACAAUAAUAGUUACUGUCUGCAAAUCUUCCAUCUAUAUUGGAAGCUUUCUUGGCAUUAAUGGUAGAUUGGUGGAUUGGCAGUGGAGAUGCGGCAACCUAAGUGAGGAUCUGCUCUCCCACAGGGCAAAAUGUCCUGAUAAGAGAACAUAACAGAUCGUCUCCACCCAAAUAAUUGGGCUGUUUGGAUCCAAGCCUUUUAGGGUAGAGACUGUCCUAGUUCUGUAUACAUAUCUGCUGCCAUGACGUACUUGAUUUUCUUUUUUACCCUGGAGACUAGUGGUAUAGAUAUCAUAUGGGGUCUUUAGACACUGGCAGUGCAUUUUGUCAAAACUGAGGGUGUCUGAUGCUGAUCUGCAAAGCACAUCACAGUUGGUUGGGUUUGUUAGUUACUUUGGGCCGGAACAUCUGAUAAUGCUUCCUUUCAAUUAUGUCUCCUCUUUAACAUAAAUAUAGUACAGAGGUGAAGAUAUAAUCAGAGCUUAAAUCCUAAAAUAGGUUUAGGAAAUUGUUUGUUUCAAGCAAUGUGCUUUGAAGAUUCCAGAGAAAAGGGACACUAAUGGAUGGCAUGUUGGUUUUCAAAUUCUCAAAGCGGAAGUGGCUUAUAGAGAAGAGCUAAGGAAAAAAAAAAGACAUACAAAGCAGCGAUUCAUUGUCGAAGCAGCACUUGUACUGAGGAAGGGUAAAAUGAAAAUAUGUUAUAGGAAUAAUUUGGAUUUAAUGCUAGUAAUCCUACAGUUUGUUCGUCAAGACCACAGUAUUCAUGAAAAAUUGACAGAUUAGAUUACAACAACAACAAUAAUAAUAAUAAUAAUAAUAAUAAUAAUAAUAAUAAUAAAAAUAUCUAUAUCAUAUAAGCACAAUAUUUGUUUUGCUCAUAUCAGAUUUAUACAUGGACUAAUAAUUUCUGCAGAAAAGAAGGUUCUUCCUUUAUUUAGCAAAACAACAUUAUUUUUGUGUUAGAUGAAAUCUAGCUUUUCCUUUGUAAUUCUUCUAUUGCAUAACUAGUCUUUUCCCUACUUUUUAUUCUUUUCUUCAAACGUGUGUCCAAGAGACCAGCUAUCUGAUAAGAAAAUUACUUUUCUCCAGCCAAACCUGCGUCUACUGUUACAGUAGAUUAUGACUUUUUUUUUUCUUACAUGAGUAGUCAGUGUUUUAUAGAACCUUUGCAAGUGACUCAUUAAAAAAAGGAAGACCACAAAAGGUGACAGAAGUUAAUAUACAUUUUGUACCACAUGGUUUUGAUGAGCCAUAUUUAUACAGGAGGCCAACUUCUUUGGAUGGUAGUGGAAAAAAAACCCAGUGGUAUUCUGUACUCUAAACUCUCCAUCUGGAGGUAAAAUGAUGAAAGGAGUUUUACAGCCUGGCAUUCAUGACUUUGGAAACAUGUUUCAGGACUUUAUCUCACUACAGAUUUCCAGGUCUGUGUUUUUCACAUAUGGGCAGCAUAUGGCUGACCAACACCCUCUAGGUGUCCACGGCUACAGUCUUGGCAUGAGAGUUUACUACUGGAGGAUAGUCCACUAAAAUGCCUUUUAUGGUGCAAAGUAAGCAAGCAUCAUAAAUCUUGACAUUUGGUUCUUAUGUCUUCAAUUUCCCAAGGCAACACAACACAAACAUUAUGUCAACAAGACUCAAAUAUGAUAGCUUCGGUGUGAGCAUUUUGGGCUUUCAGCUGAAAGACAGUUUUAGGGCACUUGCACCAGGUGAGGCUCAUCCUACAGAACCACUUUUCUACUUUAUAUCCUUAAAUAUACAUUUUCCUUUUUCUACCAAAUUAAACUCUCAAAAAUCAGUAGUGACAAUGGCCACAAUCACUCAAUUAAGUAACUGACUGAAGAUAAAGAUGUAUGCCAAAUUCACAGUAUGAUAAUUAUACAACCUGAUAAAACUUUUCAUUAUAUGCCAGUUUUCAUUAUAUCACAGUAUAAUGCAGUUAUAAGAGGAAAAAAAAACACUCGGUGUGGUAUAAAUUCUAUACAUAGCAUUUAUGAAGGGACCACACCUUAAAUGUGUUAAUUCAUCUUCAGUAUGUGCUUUAUCUUGUCAUGGUUGUGUUGGAUCCGGAGCUUAUCUCAGAAACACUUGGCAUGAGGCAAGAGUACACCCUGCAUGGGAUGCCAGAGUAUUCCAGGGCACCAUGCAUAAAUGCAUUUACACACUCAUUCACACCUAGGGACAGUUUAGAGCAAUUUAUUUGCAUGUUUUAGGAACCCACAGAACGUCAGACAUUCCCUGUGUUAACUGUGCUCUGAUGUCAUUGACACCACACGUUUGGCGUGCAUGUAUAGAUCCUCAUUCAGAGUCUACUCUGACUUGUGCCCUGCAACUUGAACAACUCUGUAGAUGCCAACGCCUAUGCCUAACAUUAACUGAUAAGCACAGAACUCUGACUUCAUUUCUAGGUGAAUUAUUAACUUGGCAGCUGAAAUCGAUUUAGGAGCUGAGACCACAGGAGCUCAUGUUCAGCGGAGGCUUGCAGUUGGAGUGCAAUGUUGAGCUCUGAUGUCAGUAAUAUCUGAAAAUGGAUCUGGGUUGCUCCCCUCUAAGGGGCUGGGUAGUUUGCCACUAACAGACACUAAUCUAGCCAUGGCAGCCACUCCUUCAACAGCAGCAGCCUGAGUAGGAACAGACACCAAAUGUGCAUUUGUGCUAUAGAAUGCCACAGUGCAAGAACUUUAUUAAGAGCUGUAAAGGUUGUUUUUUUUGACAGACAGCACACCUGUACCCAAACUCUGUGGCACAUGUUAUAAUGAAUAUGAUGGGUCACUAUCAGGUCUGGCUGUGCCACAUGCCUGCUGUUGAUGCACUGAUGAUGCUCUACUGAGAACUUACAAUAUUACAUUGCAUGUGGCAAGUCCUGGAAAUAAAUGAGCCAUUUCACUGCCAGCAUUAAAACUAAUCACUUUAAACUGCCAAAGUUGAUUCAACAACACCUAUCUCCUAUCAGUGAGACAUCUAGGCCAAGAUUCUUGGUUUCUUCACCAAACAGGUUUACAUGCUAGGGCAUUAGCACUGUUCAUGGUGGAAAGCCUCUGAUAUUCUGUUAUUGUAGUACCAUAUGUAGUUAAUAUUUUCCCAAACACACAAAUGCUUCAAACCUGGAUUUUCACACUUCAAUAAAGAUAA
Messenger RNA from Ictalurus punctatus (channel catfish), 8226 nucleotides. RefSeq lists its product as uncharacterized. NCBI's taxonomy places the organism in Eukaryota, Metazoa, Chordata, Actinopteri, Siluriformes, Ictaluridae. Bases 386 to 1309 code for a protein of 307 amino acids. The record is from RefSeq and is a predicted model, not a curated record. The transcript has 6 exons.